UUUUUUGAUUUUUCAUAGUUUUAAGAGGAUUUUUUUAACAAAAAACCAAGAGAAAAUAAUUCCUAGAACCCACAAAAAGCUAAACAAACACCAUGGGUAAAAAGACCAAAGUUGGAAAAGCCCGUAAAGAUAAGUUCUAUCAGUUGGCCAAAGAAACAGGUUAUCGUUCCCGUGCUGCCUUCAAAUUGAUACAAUUGAAUCGUAAAUUUGGUUUUCUCCAGCAAUCUCAAGUAUGCAUAGAUUUAUGUGCUGCUCCCGGUGGUUGGAUGCAGGUGGCCAAACAUAACAUGCCCGUGUCGAGUAUUGUUAUUGGUGUCGAUUUGUUUCCCAUUCGAGCCAUUCCUGGAUGUAUUAGUUUAGUGGAAGAUAUUACCACAGAAAAGUGUCGUCAAUCGUUGACCAAAGAGUUGCAAUCGUGGAAGGCCGAUGUUGUGUUGCACGAUGGUGCUCCCAAUGUGGGUCGUAAUUGGUUGCAUGAUGCCUAUCAGCAGAUCUGUUUGACAUUGAUGUCCUUGAAAUUGGCCACCGAGUUUUUGCGUGGUGGCGGUUGGUUUGUCACCAAGGUGUUCAGAUCGAAGGAUUACAAUGCCCUGUUGUGGGUGCUCAAACAGUUGUUCAAGAAGGUACAUGCCACCAAGCCCAGUGCCUCACGUAAGGAGUCUGCUGAAAUUUUCGUGGUUUGCCAAGGUUAUUUGGCCCCCGAUCGCAUUGAUCCCAAGUUGUUGGAUCCCAAAUAUGUCUUCGAAGAACUUGAUUUAGAGGGCGGCAAGAAGGUCAGUCUGCUGCAUCCUGAAAAACAAAAACGCAUCAAGGCCGAGGGUUACACUGAGAGUGAUAUUGCUCUGCGCAAUGAUUUGCCUGCCACGGAAUUCAUGAAAAGUGAAAAUGGUUUGGCAGCCCUGCAAGGUAUUGGCUCGAUCACAAUUGAUGAUAAACGCAUUGCUGAACAUCCCAAGACCACAGCGGAAAUUUUGGAAUGUUGUAAGGAUAUUAAGGUUUUGGGCCGCAAGGAUAUCAAAGGCCUUUUGGCUUGGUGGAAAGCCAUUAAAGAUGAGCUAUUCAAAGAAGGCGAGACCACUGUCAUUGAGGAAGAGGAGGAGGCCCCCAUCACUAGACCAUUGACUCAAGAAGAAAUUGAAGAUAUGGAAGAUGAAGAAUUGCAAAAACAAAUCCAUGAUUUGGCUGAAGAGGAGGAAAAGGAGUUGAAACGUAAAAAGAAGAAAACCCUGAAGGCCAAGGCAAAACUCCAGGAGAAAAUGAACUUGAAAAUGGUCAUAAAAGGCGAUGAUGGUCCCAAGGAAGAGGCCGAUCAGGAGAUAUUCGAUUUGAAGGAGGUCAAGACCCAAGAAGAGCUGGAUGAGAUGUUGGAUGUGGUGCCAGAUUUUGAGGUGGAAGCGGAGGAAACGGAUAUGCCCAAAUUGCCAAAAUAUAAAAAGUACGACAAAGAUGACAAACGUUUGGAUGAUGAUGGCAACUAUGAAAAUGAUGAUGAACCGGAAAUCUCUGAAGAUGAGGAAAGUGAAAGUGAUAUGGAAAAGGAAGGUUUGGGAUUAAGUGAUGACGAGGAAAAAGACCCAAACAAAACUGUUAACAAAAAGAAAAAGAAGAAGGCCGAACAUCCCCUGAUCAAAUCCAGUGAUUUCCGUGACAAGGAUACCAAACGUCAACAAAGAGUCCAGCUGUGGUAUGAAAAGGAGAAUCUACAAAAUCUCGAUGAUGAUGACGAUGAUGAAAAUUUCGAUUUGGAUCGCCUGGCCACAGAGUACAAGAAUAAAGGCGUUACAGUGUUGGGAGAAACCCAGGAUUCGGCCAGCUCCUCCAAUUUAUUGUUGGGUAAAAAAGCCAAACGUAGGGCCCGACAUGCCGAGGCAAAAGAAGAAUCUUCCUCCUCAGAGUCGUCGAGUGAUUCCGAGGAAGAAGUAGAUGAGGAUGAUGAGGAAAAAGUCGCAGGCGAUAUGUCCAAGGAACCUAAAGCCAAAAAGAUACGCCUCUCCGAGGAGGAGUUGGCUCUGGGUGCCAUGAUGAUCAAGGGCAAGAAAACGAGAAGAGACCUCAUUGAUGGUGCCUGGAAUCGUUAUGCUUUCAAUGAUGAAAAUCUACCCUCCUGGUUUGUACAAGAUGAACAGGUGCACAUGACCAAACCCACGCCCGUGCCCAAAGAACUGCAAGAGGAAUAUCAGCGCAAGGUGCAGGAACUUAAUGUCAGACCAAUUAAAAAGGUCAUGGAGGCAAAGGCACGCAAACGCAGACGUGCUGUCAAACGUCUGGCCAAGGCCAAGAAAAUGGCUGAGAAAAUUAUGGACAGUCCCGAUGCCACAAAUCAAGAAAAGGUGCGACAAAUCAAGAAGAUCUACAAAAAGGCCCAAGAGAAAAAGAAGGAAGUCACCUAUGUUGUGGCCAAGAAACAUCAAACAGGUCGCCGGGCCAAACGGCCGGCUGGCGUCAAGGGUCGCUAUAAGGUUGUAGAUCCCCGUGAAAAGAAGGACAAACGUGCGCUGAGGGCCAAGGAUAAAAAGCAAAAGGGCAAAGGAAAGAAGGGUCGUAAAUAGUUUAGAAAUUUGUUUCUUUAGGUUUUACAAAAAAAUUAAAUAAUCUUAGAUAAGUUUUAAAUGAAAAUGUAAAUUAUAAAAUAUUUUUAUAAAUAAAAAAAUAUUUAGAGGAAAUUGUUUUAUAUUUUUCAUUAAA
This is a messenger RNA of Musca domestica (house fly), 2685 nucleotides long. RefSeq names its product pre-rRNA 2'-O-ribose RNA methyltransferase FTSJ3. Bases 93 to 2549 code for a protein of 818 amino acids. The transcript has 3 exons. The record is from RefSeq and is a predicted model, not a curated record. Gene Ontology annotation, biological process: maturation of 5.8S rRNA from tricistronic rRNA transcript (SSU-rRNA, 5.8S rRNA, LSU-rRNA); maturation of LSU-rRNA from tricistronic rRNA transcript (SSU-rRNA, 5.8S rRNA, LSU-rRNA); rRNA methylation. Gene Ontology annotation, cellular component: nucleolus; nucleus; preribosome, large subunit precursor. NCBI's taxonomy places the organism in Eukaryota, Metazoa, Arthropoda, Insecta, Diptera, Muscidae. Gene Ontology annotation, molecular function: rRNA (guanine) methyltransferase activity; rRNA (uridine-2'-O-ribose)-methyltransferase activity.